This is a messenger RNA of Theileria equi strain WA, 1029 nucleotides long. RefSeq lists its product as hypothetical. Lineage: Eukaryota; Apicomplexa; Aconoidasida; Piroplasmida; Theileriidae. The coding region runs from base 1 to 1029 and encodes 342 amino acids. The transcript is spliced from 2 exons. The record is from RefSeq and is a predicted model, not a curated record. Gene Ontology annotation, biological process: DNA-templated transcription.
AUGGAUCACGGCAUGGGAAUGACAACGCGCCAUUUGGCGGUGAGGUUUGACGAAAACGGGGCCAUGAGGACCGUGAAGACGUCGAGAUCAAUAAACCCAGAAAAGUUGAAAAUUAGAGCGACUUAUGGAAUUAAAAUACUAGACUGUCUGAAAAAGGGAAGGUCGGAGCUUUUGGCCCAAAAGAAUCCCCCAAUGCUCCACUCAAACGACCCCUUUGGCAAGGACUAUCUAGACACGAUUGAACUUGAAAUAUUAAGCACAAAAAUCUGUGACCUGUGCUAUGACCGGUAUGACAGGCAGCAGUUUAAACGCAAGAUUUUUGACAUUUACACGAACCUAAAGCGGGACAAUAACAAGGACCUCAGAAGAAGAGUCCUCACCAAAGAAAUGAGCGUAGAGGAACUUGUCAGAGCCGACACGCUGGAACUAGCUCCAGACGUUUUAAAGAGGAAACGAGAAGAGGAAGUAGAGGCGCACUACCGCAGAAAUGUUAUUCUCCCAACCAUGGAUCAGGACCCAGUCGACCAGGUGAUAGCAGUUGCAACCGUAGAAGAUAUUCCUGUGGUUCCAGUGGAGCCUACUAUGGAACCAGAACCAUCUACCCAUCCAGAGGACGAAUCGGCCAGACUAGAGGAGACAAGUAGUGAGGAGGACUCCUCAUCGGAUAGUUACGAUGAUGAAGACAGCGAGUCAGAGCCUGAAACGGAAAUAAAUGAGUCGGGUAACGAAUCUGAGCCCGUAGAAUCGCAGCCUGAAGAGGUAGAGGAAAGCAUCGAGUUGACCAGCAAGGCAACGGCGGCUCGGAGAAUCGAUUCUGACGACGAGCAAGAGGAAAAGCUGGCAAAACCUCCCUCGUGUUUGGCGUUUACAGUGGAAGAGACGAGGAGGAAAAUUGAGGAGCGCAUCAAAAAGCUUCCCAAAUUUAUCGCAAAGGCGUUCAUGUCACCGUUUCAAGCAGGUUCCAAAAGGAUUGAUUCAUACGUCAAAAGAUCUACAAUAUUGUCAGAGAGACAGUCCGUCGUUGGUUAG